Messenger RNA from Lasiodiplodia theobromae, 1920 nucleotides. RefSeq names its product Cryptochrome/DNA photolyase class 1. The record is from RefSeq and is a predicted model, not a curated record. The transcript is spliced from 2 exons. Gene Ontology annotation, molecular function: FAD binding; deoxyribodipyrimidine photo-lyase activity; damaged DNA binding. NCBI's taxonomy places the organism in Eukaryota, Fungi, Ascomycota, Dothideomycetes, Botryosphaeriales, Botryosphaeriaceae. The coding region runs from base 1 to 1920 and encodes 639 amino acids. Gene Ontology annotation, biological process: photoreactive repair.
AUGUCGACGUCAGCUCCCCGGAUCCUGAUAUAUUUACUCCGGCGAGAUCUGCGCCUCGCCGACAACCCAGUAUUACACCAUCUGGCCGCUUCUAAUUCUCCGCAAUUUACCCAUGUCUUACCCUUGUACGUCCUCCCAGCGAACCAGGUCGAAAUCUCCGGUUUCUUGAAGCCUGCCGCGAAAAGCCCGUAUCCAGAAGCCCGCAGCCAGGUCGCUGGUUUUUGGAGAUGUGGCACCCACCGCGCCAAGUUCCUAGCCGAGAGCGUGUGGGAUUUGAAAGAAUCCCUAGGAAAGAUCGGUAGCGGCCUUGUAAUCAGAGUCGGCAUGGUGGGUGACGUGCUACAAGACCUGCUGGCAAAGUAUGGGAGCAGCGAGGGCACGCCAAGUGGAAGGAUAUCAGCAAUCUGGAUGACGGCAGAAGAGGGAGUCGAGGAGAAAAGAGAGCAGCGCGAUGCCAGAAACGUUGCCGAGGCCAAUGGCGUCGAAUUCAAGCUCUGGCGCGACGAGAAGUUCUUCAUCGACGACCGAGACCUGCCUUUCACAGAUAUCAAGGACCUUGCCGACGUCUAUACCACAUUCCGUAAAUCGCUAGAACCGCUUCGUUCUCGACCACGAGCGACGUUGCCUGUUCCCUCGUCUCUGCCACCGCUUCCUCCCGCCGAAUCCAUCCCUCCACAGGCCGACCCUUUUACGUCACCUGAAUCCCUUUCUUCAAUGAUUGACUCAUUGCACAAGCCUCUACGCCCGUCCAUGGACGUCGAAGAGCCGCCAAAAUGGCCCUCAGGGGCAAAGUCAGGGCACCCAUUUUCCGGAGGAGAGUUUUCAGCUCGGAAACGACUGUCGCACCUGAUUUCUUCUGGAGCCAUGGCUGAUUACAAAGACACGCGAAACGGGCUUCUUGGAGAGGACUACAGUACCAAACUAUCGGCUUGGCUCGCACUAGGAUGCGUAACCGCUCGCCAAGUCCACGCAUCGCUGGUAGCCUACGAAGACGGAAAUUCCGACGUACCAGACGCUUGGAAAGCCGCACCGGGUUUUGGCAAGGGAGAGAACCCCGGUACGGCCGCAGUGCGCUUCGAGCUGCUCUGGCGUGACUACAUGCGCCUCUGCACCCGCAAGUUCGGACCAAGGCUGUUCCACGUCGAUGGCUUCCGCUCGGACGAAGCGUCGGAAAAUUCGGACGGCAAGAGGAAAUGGCGUUUUCUCGACCGCAGCGGCGGCGCCGGCGACGACCCUGCGAAGACGCGCCAGGUUGUCGAACGCUUUCGCUCUGGACGCACCGGCAUUGGUCUCAUAGACGCCUCUCAGCGCGAACUGUUCCUUACCGGCUAUACGUCUAACCGUGCGAGGCAGAAUGUUGCCUCGUUCCUCUCGUCGCACUUGGGCAUUGAUUGGCGUGUCGGAGCCGAAUGGUACGAAUGCAUGCUCACCGAUUACGACCUGAGCAACAACUGGGGGAACUGGCAGUAUGUGGCGGGUGUCGGAAAUGAUCCCCGCCAAGGUCGCAAGUUCAAUCCUGUUAAACAAGCUCUUGAUUACGAUAAAGGCGGAGAGUACAUCAAAACGUGGGUUGAAGAACUCCGCGAUGUGGACGUGGAUGGCGCGCAGGAUGGAGGACGGAAGGGAGAGGAGAUGCUGAUGGGCUUGUUCCAGGCAUGGCGACUGCCGGAGAAGGAGAAGGAACGAUUGAGCCUGAAGGGUGUCGAAUGGGUGGAAAAGCCUUUGAUACGAAUCCCAUUCGCCGUUGGUAACAAGGCUGGAGGCGGAUUUGGCGGAGAUAAUAGAAGACCUAGUGGACGUGGGAGAGGAUAUCGAGGACGGGGAAGAGGUGGUGGAAGGGCAAAACGGCUCGGAGAGGUGGACAGGGCGGCGAAGCAAGGGCUGCUGGAGGAAGGAGAGUCCUCCGUACCGGCUUCAUAA